GGCACCAGAAAAUCGAGAACUCGCCAAAGCGGAGGGAACCGCACACGACUUAACUGCAGAGAACGAGCCAAAAUUCCCAACCGUCAAACCGAACCACUCAUGCAUACUCUCCACCGCCACCGCCACCGCCACCGCCAGCUCCACCGCUGAUCCGCCGCUGCUAUGACCCUAGCGUCUGGCCAGUCUGUAUUCCUCCUCCCUCCGUCCUCUAUCCACCGGCACGGCACACCGCCAUACCAGCAUCCCCGCGCAUGGAAACGCCGCCGUCUCAAGCCCCCCACCGUCCGCUGCGAGUUCAAUUCGCCGCCGCCGCCUCUCGAUAACCUCGUCAAUGGAUUUCUAUCUCAGCUCCUCUCUCUUAGCUCGCUCGAUUUGAUCGCCCCUGCAGUCGGCUUCGCCUCCGGCGUCGCGCUGUUCCUCUCUUCUAAAACCCCUAAAUUGCUCCCUAACCCUAAAUCAGCCGCGAAUUCGAGCUCUGAUAUUGGGGAAUGGAUUUUAUUUACGAGUCCGACGCCGUUUAAUCGGUUUGUGACGCUGCGGUGUCCGUCGAUUGAUUUCCCCGAGAAUGAAUUGAUGGAAAAUGUCAGCGAGAAGCUUGUGAAAGAGGAUAGGCAUUAUGUGAAAUUGAACAGCGGGAGGAUAAUUCAGCCGGCGGAGAGUAGUGGUGGAAGCGAGGAUGAUGAGAAAUUGGUGUAUCAGAGGCUCUGUAUUGGCACGGAGGAUGGCGGAGUCUUAUCGUUGGAUUGGCCGGCUAAUUUGGACUUGGAGGAGGAGCGAGGGUUUGAUACCACGGUGUUGAUUGUUCCGGGGACGGCGGAGGGGAGCGGUGAGAGAAAAAUUAGGGCUUUCGUGUGCGAUUGCUUGAGGAGAGGUGUAUUUCCACUGGUCAUGAAUCCAAGGGGAUGUGCGGCCUCGCCGUUGACAACGCCACGGUUAUUUACUGCUGCUGAUAGUGAUGAUAUCUCCAAAGCUGUUCAGUACCUAAUUAAGAGAAGGCCGUGGACAACAUUAAUGGCAGUUGGCUGGGAGUAUGGUGCAAACAUGUUAACGAAGUACUUGGCAGAAUUUGGGGAGCGAACACCUCUUACGGCUGCAAUAUGCAUAGACAAUCCUUUUGACUUAGAGGAAGCCACAAGGUCGACUGUUUACCAUCCAGAUUAUAAUCAGAGGCAAACAGAUGGCUUGAUUGAGAUACUUCGAUGUAACAAGGAAUUAUUUCAAGGCCGUAGUAAAGGAUUUGAUGUUGAAAAAGCACUGUCGGCCUCAUCAGUUCGCGAUUUUGAGAGGGCAAUUUCUAUGGUUUCUUAUGGAUACGAUACCAUUGAAGACUUCUAUGCAAAAUCAAGCACACGAGAUGUAAUCGACAAAGUGAAAGUUCCUGUUCUAUUUAUACAGAAUGAUGACAUAAAAGCUCCAUUCUUCUCUAUCCCACGGAGUUUGAUUGCAGAGAAUCCUUAUACAAGCCUUCUUCUGUGUUCUUACAAGCCAUCUAGCAAAAUUAUGAAUGACAGGUCAACGUUCUCUUGGUGCCAGCACCUUGCUUUAGAGUGGCUCUCAGCUGUGGAGAUUGGACUUCUGAAAGGUCGACAUCCACUUCUGAAAGAUGUUGAUGUCACUAUAAAUCCAUCAAAGGGUUUAGCACUAGUGGAAGGCAGAGCUUCGCCUAGAAAGGGAAGAGUUAGUGGGGCCUUGAAUCUUACUGAUGGAAGUUAUACAAAUCCUCAGUUGGGGAUGUUUCAGGUUAAUGGUAUAGCCACAAGAACUCAAUUAGAAUCUAACAAAGAUACAGGACAUCCACAUAUCAAAGGAUUGCAACUAGAGAACAACAAUGCAAGGGAACGACCUGAUGCUGCCGUUGACCCAACCAUAGAGGAAGUAACUCCUUCUGAGGUAGAAAGAGGACAAGUACUACAGACUGCAGAAGUGAUCAUGAACAUGCUUGACGUUACUAUGCCUGAUACUCUGACAGAUGAACAGAAGAAAAAGGUUUUCACUGCUGUGGGUAAAGGAGAAACCGUAAUGAAAGCUUUGCAAGAUGCUGUUCCAGAUGAUGUUAGAGGAAAGCUCACAACUGCUGUUUCUGGUAUCCUGCAGAGUCAAGGAUCUGAUUUGAAUUUUGAUAAACUAUUAAAGCUAGGACAUAAUAGUAAGGAGGCGCCAAAAUAUGACUCGAAGGUGCUGGACAAAGAUACAAUAGAGAAAGCAAUUCAUGGUGAAGAUGUUCAGUCUUUGGACCAAAAGAAGAGGACUAAUGACGUUCAAGACGGUUCAUCUAGUGUUGAUCAUGGCCCUGACAUGUCGUCUAGGGAUAUGAAAUCAGAGAAACAGACACCAAAGAUCAUAGAGAAAGAGAGUGACCCCAUUCCUGAUCUUGGUAAUGGGUCCCAUAAUGAGAUGGGAAAAUCUAACGAGUCUGGUGAUAAUACAGUCGAAAUAUCCGACAAGGAAAUUGUGGCAGAAGUAAAUCCAAAACAGGAUUCAUCCAGCAUGUUCGAUGGGCCUGAUGUAGCGGAGGGUACUGUUGACCUAAAAAAAGUGGAAGAAGGCUCCGGUAUAGGUAAAACAGACCCAACAAGCAAAAAAAUUGAGCAAGAAAGUGAUAUUUCAAAUGAUCAAAAAUCUGAACCCAACACAGAGGAACCAUCUUCUGCUCCACCCCCCACUUCUGAGGCACCUGCUAUGGAAAAUAAUGCAGAAAAUAAUCAGGGGAAGGAAGAAAAAGAUCCAAUAUCUUCUUUAAGCCAAAAUAUGGGUGAUUCAUCAACCUUCAGUGUCUCUCAGGCAUUUGAUGCAUUAACUGGAUUUGAUGAUUCAACCCAACUUGCCGUUAAUAAUGUAUUCAAUGUAAUUGAGGGCAUGAUUGAUCAGUUGGAGGAGAAAAAGGGCGACAUGGUAGAUGAAGUCAAGAACAAAAAAAGUAUAAGUGAAGGUAAUGGAGUGGUGGAUGUGAAGGAAUUUAGUAAUGGCUCCGUGUCCAAGAAUCAUCUUCCGCAGGAUGACCUCAGAUCUUCAGGGACAACGAAUGCCAAUGAAAGCCCAGAGUCUGGUAAUCCAGAUGGUACUACUUUGCAAGAUAAAGAACACUCUUGGGACAUAAAUGCAGGACAGAAUCAUGCACACGGUUCAUACAACUGUAAUAGCACCGACAUAACCAAUACAGGGAGCCAGGUUAAGACCGGACAUGAAAUCUGUUUUCUGCCUCCAUCAGGAGAAUUUCCAACUGAGAAUGUUGUGACAGAUUUGAGUAGGAGUUCAGAAAAGAUUCCUAAAUGUAUAAGUGAAUUUCCAUAUGGUGAUCCACUUUACAAAGAGUACCUCAAGACGUAUCUUUCUUUGAAGAUGAAAAACGCAAAGCCUCUUGGUGUGAAUAAACCACCAGCAUUAUAUUUAGACUACAGUGCUGAAGAAGGACAAUGGAAGAUUUCAGAGCAGACUGAAAAUGAUACUGAUUAUGGAGAAGAUAAGACUGAAAUCCACCCAAGAUCUAAGAGUAGUGAAAAUACUAUUGAACCAUCUUAUGUGAUAUUAGAUUCUGAUAAAUCUGAGGACCCAAAUGAAGAACUUGAGAAAGGUACUAUCGGGAACAAUGCUGAAUUUGAUGAGGGAAAAGUUGGUGGUUCCAUACCUCUCAUCAAAGGUCUUAUAUUAAAAUGUUUAGAGGUUGAAGUUGGACGUAGGGUCAGUGCUUUUGAUCUGGAAGAUUUGGAACUCAAACUUGCUGGAGAAAUGGAGUAUGUUGCCAAUGCUGUUUCCAUGGCAGCAGGAAAAGGGAUGCAUCAUAUGGAAAAAGGGAACGGUAGCCUUCAGGGGAAACAUGGCAUCCUUGACGGAGAGAACGUAGUAAGAGCUAUUUCGUCUGCUGUUGAGGAGACGGAAUAUCUGAGAACAGUAUUGCCUAUUGGUGUUAUCUUGGGGUCAAGUUUAGCUGCAUUGAGAAAGUUCUUUGAUGUGGCAGCAGUGAAUGCUGAUGAUGAACAGAUUCUGACCCUUGAUCAGGUUGAUAAACCAACAGAGAGGCUUCUUCUAGUUGGUGAAAAGGAGAGUAGGAAAAGGUCAUUAAAGGAAAGACAAAAUAAAGAUAAUUUCACCAGUUAUAUUGAUGAAGAAACUUCUGAUGAUGAUACUGAUCAUGGAAAUUCUAAAGUUAUAAUGGGUGCUGUCACAGCUGCUCUGGGGGCAUCUGCACUACUUGCUAAUCAACAUGAACCUUUGAAUGAGGAAGAACAGAGUAAAGGAUCUUUCGAGCCAGACGAAAUGGACAAGAAAACCGAGACCAAUAUUGUUGCAAGCCUUGCAGAGAAAGCAAUGUCUGUUGCUAGUCCUGUGGUGCCUAUGAAGGAAGAUGGUGGAGUUGAUCAUGAAAGGAUUGUAUCGAUGCUUGCUGAACUGGGACAGAAGGGAGGUAUGUUAAGGCUUAUUGGAAAAGUUGCUUUACUUUGGGGUGGAAUACGUGGAGCUAUGAGUUUAGUUGACAAGCUCAUCUCAUUUCUGCGCCUUUCAGAGCGGCCAUUGUUUCAAAGGAUCCUUGGCUUUGUCUUUAUGGUGCUGCUUCUAUGGUCACCUGUUGUUCUUCCUCUGCUUCCAACACUCAUGCAAAAUUGGGCAACAAGGAAUCCCUUUAAAAUUGCUGAAUUUGCUUGUAUUGCUGGCCUCUACAUCUCCACUAUGAGCAUGAUUACGUUGUGGGGCAAAAGAAUCCGCAAGUAUGAUGACCCUCUUGUGCAGUAUGGGUUUGAUUUGGCUUCACUGCCAAAGUUGCAGGAUUGUCUGAAGGGUCUGGCUGGAGGAGUCGUCCUUGUUACACUGAUACAUACUGUCAAUGCAUUACUUGGAAGUGCACAUCUACAUUGGCCAACCACUCUGUCUUUACCAUCUUCAGAUCUUGUUGCGUCAAUGAAAGCAUAUGGACGGAUGCUUCUGCUGAUUGUUAGAGGAACUGCAGCAGCAACUCUCAUUGCAUCUGUGGAGGAAUUGCUCUUCCUCUCAUGGUUGCCCCAAGAGAUUGCCGCUGACUUUGGAUUUUACCGUGGAGUAUUUAUCUCAGGACUUUUGUUUGCUUUGUCUCAAAGGUCAUUAUUGGAAAUCCCCGGGCUAUGGUUGUUAUCCAUAAGUCUCUCAGGAGCCCGGCAAAGAAAUCAAGGAAGUCUCUCGAUACCAAUUGGGCUCCGUGCAGGGAUAAUGGCUUCUAAUUUCAUCUUAAGAACCGGAGGCUUCCUGUCUUAUCGACCCACUUAUCCUCUAUGGGUCGCUGGCGUCCGCCCUUUUAAACCAUUUAGUGGACUCGUUGGCCUUGCCUUCUCUUUGGUUUUGGUAGCUAUUUUGUAUCCUAAACAGCCUAUUCAUGAGCAAAGAGGAAACAGAGUCAUCAGAGAGUAAGUUCUCUCAAUUUCCUGAGAAAAUGAAGCUGAGUAACUCAAGAUCAGUUCAGAGGAUACUACUCCUUGCGCCCUCACGACCCUCGGAAAAUCGUUCGAUCUGUAGCUGCGAGAUUAGCAGUUGUAUGUUCAACCAAUUUUGAGAUGAAAAGGGUAUGCUAAAUGUUGUACCCAUGAUACAUACCUUGUACAAAUUUGUAACAUUCUGCUAGUUUAUAUACACACCCUUCUGUAGUUUUGGAAGGCAAGAAAUAUUUGUACUACUUUUUUUGGGGAAGAAUCAUCAUGUAACAGAGCCAUGGUAAAUGUAAUCACAUCAACAAUUGUAUUAUUAUUUACACUUGAAGAAGCAUAAUUCUCCA
Molecule: messenger RNA, 5737 nt
Organism: Salvia hispanica
Lineage: Eukaryota; Viridiplantae; Streptophyta; Magnoliopsida; Lamiales; Lamiaceae
Product: alpha/beta-Hydrolases superfamily protein
Biological process (GO): lipid metabolic process
Molecular function (GO): monoacylglycerol lipase activity; short-chain carboxylesterase activity
Source: RefSeq, a predicted model, not a curated record